Carassius gibelio (silver crucian carp) is the source of this 1023-nucleotide messenger RNA. RefSeq lists its product as uncharacterized. Bases 130 to 558 code for a protein of 142 amino acids. Lineage: Eukaryota; Metazoa; Chordata; Actinopteri; Cypriniformes; Cyprinidae. Gene Ontology annotation, molecular function: zinc ion binding. The record is from RefSeq and is a predicted model, not a curated record. The transcript is spliced from 5 exons.
GUAGCCUGCUGUUCUCUCUGACUGAUUCUAUUAUAAUCUUGGUCCACGCCCUCUCGCUGUCUCUCAGCCAUCCAGACUCUGCUGUACAUUCAGAGGAGAAGCAACACAAGGGACUCACAGGUUUUGAUAAUGGAGAAAGACUACAGAGCCCCUCCUUCUUUUCCUCAGAUGAAUCAGACAGGCGUAAACUUCCCUGGCCAGCAGGCCGUGUACCCACCACAAGCAGGUCCACAAGCUCCACCUUAUCAACCACCUCCUUAUGGGUUUGGGGAUCCGACCAUCACUGUCCAGCCCACGGUGAUCCCUGUGGCUGCACAGAUGGUGGUUGUGAGUUUUCCUGAUGUACCGGUCCGCACUACCUGUCCUCACUGCAUGACAGAUGUCCUCACGGAAACUGAACAUAUCAAUGGAUUGCUCACCUGGCUUAUUUGUGGAAGCCUUGCGAUCUUUGCGUGCUGGCUCUGUUGUUUUAUCCCAUUCUGUGUGGAUGCAUGCAAGGAUGUGAAGCACACCUGUCCAAACUGCAGAAAGAUCAUCCGCAUUUACAAACGUAUGUAGAACAUACUGCACAAGAGAACAUGAAGAUCCACCAAAAUACUGAAGAGUUGCCCAGAAAUCACUUCAUGCACUGUUACCUUAUUACAAAUUUGUGACAUUCAAAGCGAUUCAAUAAAGAUUGAUUGAAGAUAUCAUAAAGUCUAUUUACUUCUACUACGUUUAUUGAGAUAUCUCUAUCAAUUUGUAUAUAUACAGUGCCGUGAUAGGCAGGUUUGUACAGCUUUUUUCUUUCCCCUUAAUAAAUUGAUUCACCAUUUGAGGCUGCAUUUUGUAUUUACUUGCAUUAUCUAUUACAAUUUGUGUGAUCUGAAUCUUUUAAGUGUGACAAAUAUGCAAAAAAAAAAAAACAACAACAAGGGAGCAAAAACCUUUUCACAGCACUGUAUUUACAGUAUAUAUUCAGUUUGUUUGUGUGUGUGUUGAGAUAAAUUGGGAUGAAUAAAUUUGUGACAUUUAUGUCUUGAA